AUGGCAGAUUUAGAGCAUAAAAAUGGUAAUUUGGGUGUGUUUGAACCUGGUUAUUUGAAGGUACAAACCAUUAAAGUGAAGAAAUCAGAUUCUCCUCCUCCUCCGACUCAGUUGUACAUUGUUGCACCAGUUUCAGAAGGGACUUAUCCUUUGUUACUAUUCUGCCAUGGCUAUUGUGUUCAGAAUAGUUGGUACUCUCAGCUCCUGCAUCAUAUAUCUUCCCAUGGAUAUAUUGUUGUUGCUCCUAAGUUUUACAAGUGCAUGCUCAUUGCCCUCAAUAAUGAAGUAAAGACAGCAGCCAAGGUCACAGACUGGCUAUGCACAGGCCUUCAAUCCGUGCUCCCACAAAAGGUGCAACCAGAUCUCUCCAAACUUGCUCUUUUGGGCCAUGGGAGAGGUGGUAAGAUAGCAUUUGCUCUAGCAUUAGGCCAUGUUCCGACCUCCCUCAAAUUCAAGGCACUACUAGGAAUCGACCCUGUUGCCUGCCCUAACCCACCAACCUGGCCAGAACCCGAAAUCCUCACCUAUGUUCCUCGCUCUUUCGAUCUCUCAAUCCCUGUUGGGGUGAUAGGCACUGGCUUGGGUAAUCAGCCAAAGUGUGUGAUGCCACCUUUCGCCCCGAAUGGAAUUAACCAUGCGGGGUUUUUCAACGAGAGUAAACCACCUUGCUCUUAUUUUCUUGCUAAGAAUUAUGGCGGGUGCGAUAUGUUGGAUGAAUCGAAGGCGGCUUUGGCUAGUUUGGUGUGUAAGAGUGGAAAGGGUUCGAAAGCAUUGAUGAGAAAGGGUGUUGGAGGGAUUGUUGUGGCAUUUCUUAAGGCUUACUUGGGAGGUCAAGAUGAUGAUCUCAUGGCCAUUGUGGAUGCACCCACAAUUGCUCCUAUAACUCUUGAUCCAGUUAUUUUUGUCAAAGAAUAA
Fraxinus pennsylvanica is the source of this 915-nucleotide messenger RNA. The record is from the annotation of a GenBank genome assembly. Lineage: Eukaryota; Viridiplantae; Streptophyta; Magnoliopsida; Lamiales; Oleaceae.